AUGACCCAGGAAAAUGAGAAUACUUUAAGAAUGCUCGAGGAUUUACUAAAUGAACAAAUCGACAGAACAGAACAAAGCAUCCGAUCAAGAUGGUGCUCAGAUACACACGUUUCUGAAUCAGAUGGAAAGUAG
Messenger RNA from Entrophospora sp. SA101, 132 nucleotides. Lineage: Eukaryota; Fungi; Glomeromycota; Glomeromycetes; Entrophosporales; Entrophosporaceae. The record is from the annotation of a GenBank genome assembly.